AAUGGCGGCUCUAGUCAUCGUCAGUGAUAUCUUUGGAUGUGUCUGAAUUUAAAAAAUAGUUCUCUCAUAGGUGAUAAGUCAUACAAAGUGUUGUAAGAUUUAGAAAUGUUAUAUAUUCAUUCUACGAAACUCCAUAAAACAUUUAAUAUUUAAAAAAACGGCCAGGCCUAGAUUCGAUAUGUCGAGUGACGAAGAUAAACCGCCUGCACCACCGGUGCGUCUGACAAGUAAUCGUGCCACUGAUAGAGUAGACUCUGUAGCUUCAGUCGACAUGAGACCUCUUCCGAAAGAGCCUGAUGAUGGUAGUGAUAGGAAAAAGAAAACACUAAAAGCAAAAAUAAAAGGAUCAAAGAGUACAGCACACAAUGAUAAUAAACCAAAUAUUAGUUAUCCAACAAACUUUGAACACACAGUUCAUGUUGGUUUUGAUGCUGUUACAGGGGAAUUCACUCUGCCUAUAACAGGUAUGCCAGAGGCAUGGGCGCGGCUUCUGAUGGCUGCAAACAUUAGUAAACAAGAACAGAAGAACAAUCCACAGGCCGUAUUAGAUGUACUGAAAUGGUAUGAUGCAUCUGCAACUCAACCUCCUCCUUCGAAGUAUAUGACUUCAGCUCAGAUGCACACUACGCAUUCAGAAGAUACGGGAAUGCGACCCCGGCCUUCUCGAGCUACUGCUACUACUUCCUCAACAUCAGUCUGUAGUAGUAGUUCCUCAGUAUCAAGAGUGUCAUCGAGUAGUCCAUCUUCAUCUACACCUACCGACACAGAGCAUCCAGAACCUCCCCCACCACCACCGUCACGACCAGACCGCACUAAAAGUAUUUACACAAAGCCAAUAGAGGAAGAAGAAGUUCCACCACCGCGACCAGCUCCGGCGCCAGCGGCUGUGACUACUCCCUCGUCACCGCCGCCACAUAUAUCGCACUCUGCCGUGACCACGCACUCUGUAUGUCGUGCGGAAGGCGGCGUAGUGUCAUUAGAUCGAAAUAAAAAUCUACCGGCCGGCGUACCCGUGGCGCCACCACCCGCGCAGACCAACACCGAGACUGGACGAGCGACAGGACAGCAGCAAAGGAAAAAGAAAAUGACAGAUGAAGAAAUCUUAGAAAAAUUAAGAACAAUUGUUAGCGUCGGCGAUCCUAACAGAAAAUACACCAAAAUGGAAAAAAUUGGUCAAGGAGCAUCAGGCACAGUUUAUACAGCGAUAGAAACAUCUACGGGAAUGGAAGUGGCCAUAAAACAGAUGAAUCUGAGCCAACAACCAAAGAAGGAACUCAUCAUAAACGAGAUCCUUGUGAUGCGGGAGAAUAAACACAAUAAUGUUGUCAAUUAUCUCGACAGCUACCUUGUCAAUGAGGAGUUAUGGGUUGUAAUGGAGUAUUUAGCAGGUGGUUCACUGACCGACGUGGUGACCGAGACGUGCAUGGACGAAGGUCAGAUAGCCGCCGUCUGUCGAGAAGUACUACAGGCGUUACACUUUCUUCACACCAACCACGUCAUACACAGAGAUAUUAAGUCUGAUAACAUAUUGUUGGGUCUCGAUGGACAAGUCAAGCUCACUGAUUUUGGUUUCUGUGCUCAAAUAUCGCCCGAACAAAAUAAACGAACGACAAUGGUUGGUACGCCGUACUGGAUGGCGCCUGAAGUCGUGACGAGAAAGCAAUAUGGACCUAAGGUAGAUGUAUGGUCAUUGGGCAUAAUGGCAAUCGAAAUGAUUGAAGGUGAACCACCUUACUUGAAUGAGAAUCCACUACGAGCAUUGUAUCUUAUAGCCACAAAUGGUAAACCCGAUAUUAAAGACAAAGAUAAACUUAGUACAGUAUUUCAAGACUUUUUGGAUCAGUGCCUGGAGGUAGACGUCGAAAGGCGAGCUACUGCCUUAGAUUUACUGAAGCAUCCAUUUUUGAAAAUGGCUCGCCCGCUAGCUUCUUUAACACCUCUGAUAAUGGCAGCAAAAGAAGCAGCUAAGGGACAUUAACACAGGCUGGCGGCACCUGCCCGCCUACCUCGCUCCUAGCGGACCCCAGGCCACCCGGAGCCACCGCGGUGCCCCCCCGCUACAGUGGCUCCCCCAGCGACGGACGCUUCAUUCUAGACUAUGCUAUAUAGUGAUCAUAUUUUUACAAGAAAUUAAAUAAAAAGAGUCCACUAACAAUAAAUUGUGUAGUGUUUCCUAGUUUUAGGCUGGUCUAGCAGUCAACGUCCCCUUUUUUUUAACAUGUUUCGCUGCCUGUCUUGCUGUUGAAGUGUGAUGUAGAUUAUAGACUAAUAGAAAUUUUAAAAUGACAUGUAUUCUACUGCAAACAAAGACUGGCAGUCGUAAGUAAUUUGUAAAAUAAUUAUAAAGCGUAGAGUACGGUAGUUUUAUUAAUGAUAAUGAAGAUUCAGCUUCACUGUGAUGAUAGUGGAUAAAGUAAGACAGACAUUAUGAAACAUGUUGAUUUUGUAAGGUUGAAUCGGCACUUCUACGUACGGAUCUCAAGCUUGUAUGUAGUAAAUACUAAGUGAUUUUUAUUUUUUUACAUGUGAGGACCAUAAUAUUCAAAUUCAACAAAUGAAAAUUAAUCGAAAAUUAUCUUAAGCAUGUUCUUUAGAAACACGCGCCGAGUAUACGAUGUGUGAUUAUGUCGGACACAUCGUAAAAUUCGCCAAUAUCUACUUACACGGUAAUUUUUAAAACAGUUUAACAUAAAUGGGAUAAGUUUUAAGGAGCGAAACUCCUUUCUAGUGACAAAACCAGUAACAUUUACUGCAUUAAAGUUAUUUCUUUUAUAUCAGUCCUUAUGUGUAUUGUAUCAGUUAUUAAUUCACGAAAGGUUUUAACAGUAAAAUAUGUUAUGAAAUUUAAUAGGUAGGUAUACCAUAGGUAUACAUUUACCAGGUAACGUUUUUAUUCUGAACAAGUAUUACUUACUAUACUUUUAUAACAGAACUAUUAUAUUGAAAUUUAUAUUCAAAUAUGAAAUGUUUUGUACUACUACGAGUUUUGCUUUUAUUUGUGACUAUUAAUUCUAAAUAAGUUAAAAUAUCGUAUAUUUAUUUAUUCAAACGCUUUUAGCUCUAAAUGUUAGAUUUAUAUUAUUUGAGAUUAAUAUUUGUCAUUCUCAAAAUGACAUGUUCAAACUAUACUGAAAAUAUUAAUAAGACAUUAAAAUAUUUUGACAAUAACUUACGAUAAAAUAGAAGAAUGGGUCAACAACAUAAUGAGUUCAACAACAACAAAUACCAAAAUGCAAUUAUUACCAAUUCUUAGUGUUCUUGUAACUUGACUGACAGAUGAUAUUAAAAAUAAAAUUGGGAUCUAAUUAAUAUUUUUUAUUCAACUAAAUGUUCAAUCACUUUAAUAUAGAUUUGAUAAUUUCAGUUUUUAUUAUAAAUUAUCUGAAUGUAAAAAUGGUUCCAAGCGAUGUUAAAACUUCUGUUUGUUUAAAGUUUUUGGGUCUAUUUACUUGUAUAUUAUUUUACUGUUAAUCAUGAAUAUGAAGCAUUUACUUAGUAUUAAGUUUAUAAGGAUUUUUAGUCUAACAAAAAAAAGAAAACUGAAAUCUUUUAAUAAGUAUUUUAUUAUGAGAUAUAAAGAUAUGAAAUCAAGUUUCUUGGCCCACACAGCAUACUGAACAGAACGGGCAAAAGGUACCUCACCAUGUUGUUUCAGUUAUAACAUCAAUAUCAAAACCAAAGAGGAACCUUUAGAUAGGUAGCAAUUUGAAACAGUCUGAAAUGUGAGCAAUGGAUUAUUAUUAUUUUAAAAUUCUGUUUACUGUUCGAAUAUUUAUACCAUUUAUGACAAUGGUGUUGAGGCUAGCUAUUGUUUAUGGUACAUUAUUAUUACAUUCAUUAAAGUAUUUUUACAUUUAGUAUUGUGAAUCGCCUCUCUGCUUUUUGUUAGGUUGUGCCAAUAGACGCUGUUAUACUUUUUUUUUGUCAUAACAGUAUGGGAAAUAGUUUGAUGGUUGUUAUGUGUUAUGGAUUGUGAAUAAAUUUAACGAAUAACUGUUAUGAUAAUUUGGUUGGUUAAGUGAGUUUUGGCGCUCGCGUCUUGUAAAGUGUACAGUCACAACGUAGAUUCGACUAGAUUAUUCAUUGACAAUAUAAUGUGACCAAUUUACGCUAAAUAGAACGAUUGCAGUCCAGGUUGGUGCUUCUAAAUUCUUUAUUAUAAUUUCGUAUAUUUUAUUUACAUAUAAUAUAUUGUAUAUAUUUGAGCCAAAAUGUAAACAACGGCCUAAUUGUUUGUGUAAACCUGUAUGCUGCUGCACCAACCAUAAAUUUGUGCAAUAAUGUAGAAAUGUAAAAAAUAUAUAGCCAAAUCUUCAAGAGAGCUUGAUCAAAGUUAUUCAGUGUGUAUAUCUAUCUACUCUUAAGAAAUGUAUUAACUGAAUUGUGAUGAUAAAAAUGAAUUUGAGUAUGCAUUAGAAAGUUGUAAAGAACUAGUACUUGUAAUUAUUAAGUUAAGAUGAAAUGUAUUAAUAAUGUAAUAGUAAGCAGAAGUGGACAUUUAAUGCGAUUAAUUUAGAUCAUUUUUCAUGAAUACGACAGUUGUAUAACACCAGUGCCAUGUAUGAGCCACUCGUGAUUAUAUCACUAAUAUACUGUAAUAAAACUCACCAUAAUUAA
This is a messenger RNA of Bombyx mandarina (wild silkworm), 4617 nucleotides long. RefSeq names its product serine/threonine-protein kinase PAK 3-like protein (gene Pak). NCBI's taxonomy places the organism in Eukaryota, Metazoa, Arthropoda, Insecta, Lepidoptera, Bombycidae. Gene Ontology annotation, molecular function: ATP binding; protein serine/threonine kinase activity. Gene Ontology annotation, biological process: protein phosphorylation. The record is from RefSeq and is a predicted model, not a curated record.